AUGUCUGGAACUCAGUCGUGUAAACGUUGUCGUACUGAGAAUGCUGUUAUUGUAUCAAGGAAGGAACCAUUUUGUCCAGGAUGUUUCCGUAAGUUCAUAUCUUUGAAGCAACGGAAACAGAUGAUGUCAGAUCUGUACUUUCAAGAUAUCUUCAAAGUCAUGUACGAGGAUAAAGUGAAAAGUGCAGAAACGGCUGAAAGAAUGAAUGCGGAAUCGAGGAUUUUAGUGCCGCUUUCGUUCGGUUCAAGUUCUCUGGUAAUGCUGGAUGUUUUGAACGACACUAUAGAAGAACAGCUAAAGAUGCAUCGCGGCAAAACUGGGUUCAACAUUGACAUUGUUGUCUGCUAUCUUGGGAGCAGCGAAGAAAAGACCUAUAAAGAAAAGAUACGUGCUCUUCUGAGCACCAGAUUUCCGAAAACCAAAAAUCUUUACAAAGUUCAUGUUGUUGAUAUCGAGACCUUUUACAAUUCCUCCAAGCGCAUGAGAGUACAUUUGGAAGACACCAGUUACAUAGUCAGAAAGUUGGACGAGACUUCAGACGACACAGCCACUCAGCACACCUUCAACGAUCUUCUCGAUCGAUGCGUCAAUCGAUCAGCACGCGAGGAUCUGCUCAACGUUAUGAAAACAUCUGUGAUCAAACAAUUCGCAUUACAGGGUCAAUACAAGGCUAUAUUAUGGGGUCAUUCCAUGACCCGGCUGGCUGACGAGAUCAUGGCUUCAGUCGUGAAAGGUAGAGCCGCCCAAAUUGCUAACGCUUUGGAUAAUGAAAGUUUCGAUGCGGAAUACGACGAGGCUUUCAAAAACCUGCAUCCCAUGCGUGACGUGCUACUUUCAGAGAUCGACGCUUACUGUCACAUAUCAGAUCUUCUGCCUCAUGUUUAUCAAUACUGUCCUCAGCAGACACUUUUGACCGAAAAGAGCCCGCAAGGCGAACGCUUGAACCCAAAGCCGGUUAGAAAUAUGACCAUAAAUGAAUUGGCUCGUCAGUAUUUUGAUAACAUAGAGGGCAAUUAUUCUAACGUUAUAUCGACCGUGGUGAGGACUGGCGCUAAAUUAGAUAAUCCCCAGAAUACCCUGCCGAAAAUGAGCAGAUGCGAAAUCUGCUAUACCAGGCUUUACAGAAAUGGACCUGAGUGGCUACGGCACAUUACAGUAACCAGUAGUCAUCCUUUGGAAAGUGAGGAAGAUCAGAGUCUUUAUUCUACUUGGUCAACUUCUGAACACGGCAGAUCUAGAGACGAGUACCUCAGGCUGACCUCCGAGUUUAAAAAUAAUGGUGAGGAAGUAGCGGCUUGUUAUGGCUGUCUGCUAAUCCUAGGAGAAGUAAAGGACAAAAACAUGUCUUGGCCGAAAAGCAAACCAGACAAUCUAAAGGACGUGAUAGAUAGUUUUGUCAUUGACGAAGAUGACGAAUAG
Messenger RNA from Lachancea sp. 'fantastica', 1419 nucleotides. Lineage: Eukaryota; Fungi; Ascomycota; Saccharomycetes; Saccharomycetales; Saccharomycetaceae. The record is from the annotation of a GenBank genome assembly.